Carassius gibelio (silver crucian carp) is the source of this 8626-nucleotide messenger RNA. It is a transcript of the gene cntn3a.2, whose product is annotated as contactin 3a, tandem duplicate 2. NCBI's taxonomy places the organism in Eukaryota, Metazoa, Chordata, Actinopteri, Cypriniformes, Cyprinidae. Gene Ontology annotation, molecular function: cell-cell adhesion mediator activity. The transcript has 23 exons. Gene Ontology annotation, biological process: brain development; cell-cell adhesion. The record is from RefSeq and is a predicted model, not a curated record. Bases 471 to 3542 code for a protein of 1023 amino acids.
GGCUGGACACGCUGAAUGUAAAUCUAGCCGCAAACAACAUCUCUCUCUUUUCUCUGUAUGGCUGUGAAUCCUGCAAGGUGAGCUUGGCUCAGGAGGAGCACUGUCUGGGUUUGUGCGCAGUUUGCAGACACAUUUGCGAGGAAGCCGUGCUGGAAUAUAUUCAGGGGUGAAGAACCGAAGGAGAAAGGGCGAAACCCUCCUACAGCCUGCGCUUUCUUCCCUCUCUUUCUCUCUGUCUCUUUCUCUGGACGCAAGACUUGGGCAAAAUGGUUUUCCCGAAAUCUCAGUGACUGCGAUGUCAGCACCUCUCUCUCAUCUAGGCUACCGCUCGUGGAGCACAGACUGAAGAAAUACACGAACUGAGAGAAGAAAAAAACACGUUAGUCGGGUCAGGUGGUUUUCUCUUGAGAGAGCAGCCGUUCGUUCACGGCGCACUGGAUUCAAGUAACACUCGCCCCUGGCAGCUGAAGAUGACGUUACUAUGGAAACAGUUUUUGCUGCUAUCAAUCAUGGAGUAUCUUGCAGAGUGUGUGGAUUAUAAGUCUUUCAAUGGGCCGAAGUGGCGAAUGGAGCCCAGCGAUCUGACAGUGGGCUCACUGGAGGAAGAGGCUACACUGGCCUGUGAUGCAAAGGGCAUUCCUUCCCCUCAGUACAGGUGGUCUCUGAACGGCACAUUGAUUAAUCUCAGUACCGAUUCCCGUCGGCGGCUAUCUGGGGGAAAUUUGGUCAUUAGGAGUCUGGACCGAGCCCAGGAUGGAGGAAUAUACCAGUGCACUGCCUUCAACCCACAGGGAGCAAUUCUUAGCAGAAGAGCGAGCCUCCAGUUUGCAUACUUGAAUUUAAAAACUCAAACCAGGAGUGCUGUCUCUGUGCGAGAAGGCCAGGGGGUCGUUUUACUUUGUGGUACACCAUCAUAUGCAGGAGAUCUCUCAUUUGCAUGGGUCUUCAAUGAAUACCCUUACUUUGUCCAGCAAGACAAUCGUCGCUUUGUCUCUCAGGAGACGGGAAACCUUUACAUCGCCAAAGUCGAGCCCUCAGAUGUGGGUAACUACACAUGCGUGGUGGUAAACCGCAUCACUAAAGGCAAAGUCCUCAGCUCCCCAACCCCUCUAGUACUGCGAACCGAUGGCGUAAUGGGUGAAUAUGAGCCGAAAAUAGAGGUUCAUUUCUCUGACAUGGUUCCAGCUGCAAAGGGAUCAGUUGUGACACUGGAGUGCUUUGCUUUGGGGAACCCAGUUCCAGAGAUAACGUGGAGGAGAGCGAAUGGAGUGCCGUUUCCCAGCAAGGUGAAGAUGAAGAACUCAAAUGUAGUUCUGGAGAUUCCCAGUUUCCAGCAGGAGGACGCCGGAGGCUAUGAAUGUGUGGCUGAGAACAAGAUGGGAAAGAACACAGUUCAAGGACGCCUGUCUUUCCAUGCAAAGCCUCAGUGGGUUCAGACGAUGCGAGACAAUGCUUUGUCAGUCGAAGAGAGAUUGUUCUGGGAGUGUAAGGCCAAUGGGAAGCCCAAGCCUUCAUACAGCUGGCUGAAGAAUGGAGAACUACUGGCAGCCGAGGACAGGAUCCAGAUAGAGAACGGAGCCCUGUCAAUCAGCUCCGUGAACCUCUCCGAUGCUGGCAUGUAUCAGUGUGUCGCUGAGAACAAACACGGAAUCAUUUAUUUUGGUGCCGAAUUGGUGGUGUUAGCCUCGCCUCCAGACUUUUCCAGAAGCCCUCUGAGAGCUCUGCUUAAAGCCAAGACGGGCAGCACAGUCACCAUGGAGUGCAGACCACAGGCAUUUCCCACAGCCAUCAGCAUGUGGAGGAAAGGCAACGAACCAGUGCAGAGCUCAGAGAGGAUAACUUUACCCCCUGAUGGAACACUUAGAAUUACAAAUGUGACCAAGAUGGACGGGGGAAACUACGCAUGCUUGGCUAGAAACCAGUUUGGUGCGGCCAGCACUACAGGAAGACUGCUGGUCACAGAUCCCACACAAAUCACCCAGGGUCCAGUGGACAUGGAGAUCAUUGUUGGGGAGAGCAUCGUACUGCCCUGCCAGAUCUCCUGUGACCCCGCUUUGGAUGUUUCAUUCUCCUGGGCCUUCAAUGGGCAGCUCCUCAAUAAACUAGACCAACAUUAUGAGCAUGUGGGUGGGAGUACAUCUGGGGAUUUGAUGAUACGGAAUAUACAGCUGAAACACGCCGGAAAGUACGUCUGUGUGGUUGACACGGAUGUCGAGAGUUUAUCAGCGGCAGCUAUUUUAAUCGUGAAAGGUCCCCCAGGAGCUCCAGAUGGUGUAACAGUGGAGGAGAUCACAGACAGCACAGCUCAGCUUUCUUGGAGACCUGGCCAGGAUAAUGGCAGCCCCAUCACAAGCUAUAUCAUCCAGGCCAAGACAGCAUUCACAGUGGGCUGGCAAGCGGUGAACACGGUCCCAGAGGUGAUUGAUGGGAACACCUUGACGGCAACGGUGGUGGAUCUGAACGCAUGGGUGGAGUUUGAGUUCAGAGUGCUGGCCAGAAACAGCGUCGGCGUGGGAGAACCAAGUCCCGCUUCUCUUAAAACAAGAACUGAAGAUGCAGUUCCUGACACGGCCCCCACCGAUGUUGGAGGUGGGGGUGGCUCCAAGUCAGAGCUAGUAAUAACAUGGGAGCCUGUGCCUGAAGACCUGCAAAACGGAGAUGGUUUCGGCUACAUCAUUGCUUUCCGGCCACUGGGGGAGGUCAACUGGACGCACGCCGUCACCUCCAUCCCAUCCCAGUCCCGUUACGUGUACCGUAACGAGAGCAUCCCACCCUUUUCUCCAUUUAGUGUCAAAGUGGGUGCCUACAACACCAAAGGCCAGGGACCGUUCAGCCCUGUUACCAUUGUGUUCUCGGCUGAGAAUGAGCCCAGUGGCGUUCCAGACGGCAUGUGGGCCAGAAGCAUUUCUGCCACUGAAAUUGAAGUGAGCUGGCACAUUCUCAGCGCUUCCCCAGAAAGAGUGUUGGGCUAUGAGGUGGUGUACUGGGAGGACGAUACAAAACCAGAGACCAUGGGCAAAGUCAGAGUGUCUGCCAAUCAGAACAAGGUUAACAUCAGCGGUCUGAGAGGAUACACUCAGUAUUUCCUGACAGUGAGUGCUUUCAACACAGCAGGAACUGGCCCUCUUUCUCCCACCAUCAAUGUGACCACCAAGAAGACCCCACCCGGCCAGCCACCUUUGAACGUGGAGUGGAAUCUGAUUGGCUCUAAGCUCACUGUUCAUUGGGAACCUGUCAUUUCUCUGGAGAUGGAGUCAGAUGUUACCGGGUAUCAGGUGUCUUACAGAAGGAACCGGCAUAAAGAAAUUAACACAAUAACAACAAAUCUGACCUCAGUGGAGCUCACGCUACCUGCAGAUGAUGAUUACAUCAUUCAGAUACGAGCGCUGAGUGACGGAGGAGAAGGGAUGCCAACCGAACCCAUCAACAUACAUAAACUUAGUAUGAGCGUACGAGGGUCCAGAGCCUGGCGACCCAACACCAUCCCAGUGUCCUUGCUUUCCAUCAUCGCGUUAUCAACACUGCGGCCAACUUUGUGUUAGCAACCUCUGACCAGUUUGAUUGCCUGCACUCUUCCUCGCUGUGGAGCCGUUGGAGAGGUGCACCAAAACACUGGAAGAGAUAUUAUCGAUCUAUCUCUCCAUAGUUAUCUGGGGCAAUGUCCGGCGAGGCCUUCAAGGAGCGUAACGGGAAAACGUCAGCGUCAGGGUGGUCAGAUUUCAUGUGCAUGUGUUAUGUACUGUGUAUCAUUGUGUCCUUGCAAGCGAUCCGAGACCCUAACAAGGUUUCAACGGAAGGUUUUUGAAGCAUAUUGGUGUAUGAGGAGGGAUGAGUCAUGUUACUGCACUAAGAUUUCAUCUUCUCAUUGAUCCGUCGGAACAAAUGCCUUACUUCCAUGUACAUGCCAAAGUAGUUAACAUCCUUUUGCUUCUUCCUACGCUACUGUUUGUUAAACUUAUGACUGGUUUGUAGUUAUCACAUCAUUAACUGAAGGAUUAGUUCACCCAAAAAUCAUUUACACACCCUCUUGUUGUUGUCAUGUGACUUUAUUGGCUGUGGGACACAAAGUGCUAUUUUAAAGAAUGAUCCCAUGCAAUUACAGUGAAUUUAGAGAGAGGCCUUUUAAAGCAAUAGUUCACUCAGAAAUUAAAUUCACUUAUACUCAGGUCAUCCAAGAUUUGUUUCUUGAGAAAUUUAGCAUAACAUCACUUGCUCACCAAUCGAUCCUCUGCAGUGAAUGGGUGCCGUCAUAAUGGCAAUCCAAACAGCUGAUGAAAACAUCACAAUCCACACCACUCCAGUCCAGUCCAUCUUGUAACCUGAAAAAAACAUUUGUUUAUAAGAAACAAAUCCAUCAUUAAGGCAUUUGAACUUUUUCAUCACUUUUGGCCAAAAUCGAUUAAACCGUACAGGGAAAAAGUCCAUCCCCUGUUGUCCAUCGAAAUCAACCAUACAUAUUUGUUCAGAACUAAUUUAGACUGUUUUUUGCUUUUCAGCAUUGCUUGAUCUGUGCAUAUUUCGCUCCUGAUUCAGACCAUUUUCACUGGAGAAGGCAAUAUUAUAGAUAGAGCAAGAUGUUAAAAACAUCUUACAGAUGAAUUUGUUUAUUACAAACACUCAGCUCUUCACACAACAUUAACUGAUGGACUGGAGUCGUUUGGAUUACUUGUGGAUUAGUGUGAUGCUUCCAUCAGCUGUUUAGACUCUCAACCUGACGGCACCCAUUCACUGCAGAGCAUCUACUGGUGAGCAAGUGAUGUAAUGCUACAUUUCUCCAAAUCUGUUCUGAUGAAGAAACAAACUCAUCUACAUCUUGGAUGACCUGAGGAUGAGUAUAUUUCCAGCAAAUUAACAUUUUUAAGGUCAUGGAAGAGCUAUAAAAAAAUAUCAUAAAUGUGGUCCAUACAACUUCUAGGCUAUGUAACCACUUACAAAUUCAUAAUUUUAUGUGAGAAACAAGCCAAAAUAUUCACCUUUUGUGUUUUGAAGAAAAAAGAAAGACAUUGGGAACAACAUGAGGGUGAGUAAAUAAUGACAGAAGACUCAUAUUUUGUGUGAAUGAUCCCUUUAAGCUGUUUGUUAUACUUGUGAUUGUUCUGUAAUCACAUCAUUAAUUAACAUUUCGCCUUUGCUUAAUUAUUUGUUCAAGAGUUGUGUCUGUGCCUUAUCUAUGUUUUAGCACACACAAGGCUUGUGUUUGUUUGCUCCAAGCACCAUGUUGCAGCUACAAGCCUCUAGUAUUCAUGAUUGUCAAAGUGCUACAGUACAGGAUCUACACUAUUUCAACUGUGUUAACACUAGAAGAGGUUAUGGGUAAAUCUGUGUACACUCACAACAGUAAUGAUAUCAGAUGAUAGUGACGUGAGGGAUCUUAUUAGACUUUUAUAAAUUCGCUGAUUCUUAGUUUAGAAUUUGAUUAAGCAUUUAGACACUUAAUGCAGUCAUAAUGAUUCGAUUUAAUAAAGAAUAAUUGAAUAAUUUUUGAUGAUAAAAAAUGCACUGUUUUAGUAAAAGGUGGGUGAAAAUGUAAUUUUGAGAUGAGCAACCAAUUAUUACAGAAUUACAAUAUGAGAUAUGUUAGAUUUUCUUUCCUCACUAUCAGAAAAUCUGGAGCGCUAAAGCCACAUUUUAAUGACCUUUUUUUAUUAGUAUCUCUUAAUUAUCCCUUGUGAAAAAGAAAUGUUCUUAAUUGUGUUCAAUUUGUAUUUGUAGUGUACUUUCAAUCUUAAAAAAGUACAUCGCAGAUCAUAUUAAAUAAAAAGGCCACUUUAGUGUAUUCAUUUUUAAUGACUUUAAAGUAAAUUUUUUAUAAUUGUUUAAAUAAUAAAUUGACUUAUUUUGAUGUGUUGACACAUUAAAGCAAUGCAAACAACGCGAUUAAAAUUUGAACAGUAGUAUGUUAAUAUUACACAGUUAAUAGAUUUAUACUAAACUGCUUCAUUGCAAAUGUGUAAUUACACAUACAUUUCAAUAAAUGGCAAACAUCAAUAGAACUGACAUUAAAGCAUUUUUAGUUGACCAUAAAUGCUUUUCAUUACAUUCUAUUCAGAAGUACACUUUAACCAUAUUUAAAAGACAAUACAAGUGAUUACGAAAUUCUUUUAACGUAUAUUAUUUCCAUAAUAAGUAGUCUUUUUAAAAGCAUACCUAAGCGUACUUCUUUUUGACAAGGGAUGACCCAAGUAUUGUACUUUUUUUGUUGUUGUUUUUAAUACUGUUACAAUUUUCAGAAACAGCAAAGUGAGCCAGAUAUGAUAGGUUUAAUGUAUUAAUAAUCUGUUAAGCACUACAGCAUAACUUGUUUUAUUACAUAUAAUAACAAAUUAGAUGUCAGCUAGUGUUAUUUUCGUUGCCCUUGGUUUAUCUGCACACUGUUAGAUCUGAGCAAGCGUACUCAGUCUGCUGCCGGUGUUUCUUCACACAGCAGAGGAUGCAGACAGUGUUGUAUUGGCUGUUGCUUUUAGUCCAGAUAUCAACACAAAGGGUGGGCAGCGCUGGAUACUGCACACGUCUGCUGGAUCUUAAACCAGAAAUGCUGAAUGGUUGCUAAAAGCCACUUGUGUUUUGUUUUUGUUCAUUUUUUGGCCAUGUAUAUUGUGACUUGUUCUUCUGUGACUGUUAAAAGUUCUGGUACUUUAUGCAUUCGAAGCUUGUUUAGCAAACCUCAGAUAAAUAGCUGGUGUUUUAUUUGUCACUUUCUCGCUGUGUUGGACUGCGGCGCAGAUUCUAGGCCACUCACCAGAUGCUCCUCAGGGCCUUUAUCAGCUGAAUCAGAUGUGUUUAGGAAAGUUCGGGACAAAAAAAAACUGCUUACCCAGUAACGCUCAAAUUGCUUUAGACUCAUUCAGUCCUGGUAAUUAAAGGAAUAGUUCACCCAAAACUGAAAAACUGCUGAACAUUUACCCACCCCCUUGCACCAUCUGAAAUAUAUAUGAGAUUGUUUCUUUAAGAAAUGUAGCGUUACAUCACUUUCUCAACAAUGGAUGCUCUGCAGUGAAUGGGUGCCGUCAGAAUGAGAUUCCAAACAACUGAUGAAAACAUCACAAUAAUCCACCAUUAAAGUCUUGUAUUACUUGUGAAUUAUUGUGAUGUUUUUGUCAGCUGUUGUGACUCUCAUUCUGACGGCACCCAUUCACUGCAGAGGAUCCACUGGUGAGCAAGUGAUGUAAUGUUGAAUUUGAUGAAGAAACAAACUUGUCUACUUCUUGGAUGGCCUGAGGGUGAGUACAUUUUCAGCACUUUUAGGAGAACUAUUCCUUUAAUUAUUAUGCUUGUGUAUUGCAAUCCUAAAAUAAAAUGUGGCCUAAAACAUCGCUGUCGAAAGAUAUAAACACAAGAACGCUGGAAAAUUUAGAGCCAUGACCUGAAAGAACAUGAUUUGACUGGUCUUUACCGUGAUUUAGAAGCCAUUAAACCAUGCUAAUAAAUUACAGUGAGCCCUACAGUGGCUUUUGACCAAAUCUGCAAGGGAAUAAUGGUUAUUAGCAGAGGCGAAGACAAGAUGGAUGUGAGAUGAACAGCAUGAUGAGCGGUAUCAGGACUGUCCAGACAGCUGACGAGCUUUGCUUUUCGUUCUUUUGUUUCUCCUCACGAAAGGGACGUGGCCACCUUUCUGUGCCAUUUUUGGAUGGCCGCACUCAAAGGGCCUUUGUAUGACUCUCACUUCGGUACAUGUGAGGAGACUCCAGGGUGUUGUUCAAGGCCGCCCGCACACCCGGCCUUGGUUUGGAAUUGUUAGGUCAAAUAGGAAGCAGUCUGAAGUGAGAGGAAAUGAAAAUGGUCUCUGAGUGAGAAAAGUCGCAUUGUCCCUACAGACUUGCCGUACAAUAUAGAUGUCACAUCAAACUCUGUUGAAGCUCUUGGAUGUUUUUGUGUCCGGGAUGAAGGCUGCUGCAUGAUUUUGAUUUAACCUUUGAUUAUGGCUGCUGACAUUUAGGUGCCUGUUGGGACUUGUGUAUUUUGUUCUGGAUUGUCAGCCCAUUUUGUGAAUAUUAUUCAUAUUUUCUCUGGAGUUCCUACUUCAUCUGAGAUCCUUAAGUGCUUAUUAUAAAUGUAAAAAACUAAAAAAACGAACAAAAAAGAAAAUCAUUGGUUUAUGUGAUUGUGUCUGAAAAAAGGUGACGAAAAAAAAAAAGAAGUGUUUUGUAUUUUGUAAGUAUUGUUUUGUUGUUUCAGUUUCAUGACAUCAAACUUGUAAUGGCUUUUUUGUUAAAGGUCAAGUGUUGUCCUUUAAAAGUAAAGUAAUUUGAUUAUGGCUGUCACGGAUCGAUUUGUGGAAAGAUUAUGUCGUGGAAUGCAAGAAUAUAUUUUGUUCCUCUUUGGUUGAAAUGUCGACGAGAUCGAGAUUAACUUGUGUUUUCGUGUGUUAGAUUCAAAUAGAUCCACCUUCCAUAUGAAUACAUGUAACAACACUUGACCUAAUGUUUUGAUAUUUCUGUAUUAAUACAUUGUUUACUGAAUACAUCUCUGUGAGAUGAUGUACUGGAGCUGAAUACCGUUUUCACAUUGAAAAGAAUUGGAUUGUGUAUAGUAAAGCUGUGCAUGUUGAUUGUUUAAUGUGUGUACAUUUUUUCUAAAGCAAAUUUAAUAAAAACAACUUACUGGAGAUUUACCUCCAUAAUGUCAA